AUGACGCUCGCUACUCUCCUCCUCGUCGCCCUGCCUUUGACUCUCGCACUGUCCAUCUUUGAUCCUCACCCGACAGUAGACAUCACUACUCCUCCCGCACGUAUCAUCGGCGCGCGCAGUAGAUUAGGUGCAGAAAGCUUCAGAGGGAUUCCCUUUGCCAAACCGCCUAUUGGGCAGUUGAGGCUUAGGCCUCCUCAGCCACUAUCUGCCCUCGGAGAAACAGUCGACACGGAAAACCCAAGAUCAUGCCCUCAGAUGUUCUUCGGUAACGAUCUGUACUCCUCGCCUUUUACGUCCGUGGUAGGAGCUAUCGCUGAAAAUCCACUGUUUCAAAAGGUCACCAAUACUGGAGAAGACUGUCUUACAAUCAACGUCCAACGACCGAAAGGGACUACAGCCUCCUCCAAUCUACCUGUGCUUUUUUGGAUUUGGGGCGGAGCUUUCCAAUUCGGCUCAACAGCGAUGUACGAUGCGGCUAUUUUGCUCAAAGAAUCGGAAAGAAACAACCAGCAGUUUAUCUUCGUGACCGCCAACUACCGAUCCGGAGCCUUCGGAUUCCUACCAGGCAAAGAGAUCAAAGCCGACGGAGCCUCAAACUUGGCCUUGCUUGACCAAAGGCUCGCCCUCGAAUGGGUUGCUGAUAACAUUGCCGCAUUUGGUGGCGAUCCUAGCAAGGUGACUAUCUGGGGGCUAUCUUCUGGAGCUGUCUCGGUCAUGGACCAAAUGCUCUUGUACGAUGGGAACAACACCUAUAAAGGCAAACCUUUGUUCCGUGGCGCUAUCAUGAAUUCUGGGAGUUUGUUUCCAGCAAAUCCAGUUGAUAGUCCGAAGGCUCAAGCUAUCUACGAUCACGUUGUCUUGAGAGCUGGGUGUUCCACGGCGCCCUCCACUCUGGAUUGUCUCCGGGGUUUGGAUUACCAAACCUUUCACCAAGCCGCAAAUUCUGUUCCCGCACUGUUAAGUUACACAUCACUCGCUCUAUCGUAUAUGCCACGCCCUGAUGGCGUCGUCCUAACCGACUCUCCGGAAGCUCUGGUCGCAGCAGGGAAAUAUGCAGCUGUGCCGACCAUCAUUGGUAACCAAGAGGACGAAGGAACCACCUUCGCCUUCUUCCAAGGGAACAUCACGAAUACCGCGGAGAUUGCCGCCUACCUUUCUGAAUAUUACUUUCAAGACGCCAACGCCACCCAGAUAGAUGAACUCUUGGCCGCGUAUCCCGACGAUCCUGCUCAAGGCUCCCCAUUCAACACGGGGAACAAGAACAAUAUCCAACCGCAAUACAAGCGCCUUUCCGCCAUCCUCGGUGAUCUCGCCUUCAUAUUCACCCGCCGGUCCUUCCUCGAAACGCAUACGUCCUUGUUCCCCGACGUCCCUGUCUGGUCCUACCUCAUGUCACACAACGCCGGCUUCACCCCGCUGGGCUCAUUUCAUGCCGGCGACCUCAUUACGAUCUUCUACGAUAAACUUGGAUUUUACACCGCGACAAAUAUACGCUCGUACUACUUCAGCUUCGUGAAAAAUUUGGAUCCGAAUGCGGACGGCGGACGUAUGCCGUGGCCGAAAUGGAGCGAAGGGAGGAAUUUGAUGCAUUUCCUCUUGCGGGAGGGGAGGCUGCUGGUGGAUGACUUCAGGAUGGAGGGCUACAGAUGGUUUAGGUCGAAUCUUGGGAAUAUACGGAUGUAG
Messenger RNA from Drepanopeziza brunnea f. sp. 'multigermtubi' MB_m1, 1683 nucleotides. RefSeq lists its product as uncharacterized. The record is from RefSeq and is a predicted model, not a curated record. Lineage: Eukaryota; Fungi; Ascomycota; Leotiomycetes; Helotiales; Drepanopezizaceae.